Messenger RNA from Gilbertella persicaria, 301 nucleotides. RefSeq lists its product as uncharacterized. The record is from RefSeq and is a predicted model, not a curated record. The transcript has a single exon. Lineage: Eukaryota; Fungi; Mucoromycota; Mucoromycetes; Mucorales; Choanephoraceae. Bases 6 to 170 code for a protein of 54 amino acids.
CGAUCAUGAUACAAUCAAUAGCAACUAUAAUGACACUGUACAUUUCAAUACUUGCAUGCUUUAUCCUACCAUUCAAUACGAUUCGCCUGCUUCCAGUGUGUGCUAUCCUAUGUCUUCUCAGCAUUGUUCUCCUGCCACAAGCCACGAUAUUGACUCUCCACCCGAUGUAGAUUGUAGUGGUCGUUUUGAACCCUUUGUAAACUAUAACAUCUACAAUAGCUAUUAUGGUUCUGGCGAUGUUUAUACGAGUUGUCACCCACUUAUCCUUGGUGAGAAUGGUACAUUACAUUAUGUUUCUCCC